CGAGAGAUUUUAGUCCAUUUAAGAGUUUUUAGGAGGGAGAGGGAUAGAAGACGAAGAAGAGGUGUCCUUGGUCUCAAAUUCCCACGACAACCGGUGAGUUUUUUCCGGCUAGAACAUCUAUGAGAAAUGGCUUCAACUUCAGUCACCACUUUCUCCAUCUGCUCGGAAUCCCAAUCAAUGUUCCGCAAUUUCCUAGGCCACCCGCUGAUUCCUAACCGCAACAAACCCACAUCAAUUUCGGUUCCACCAGCCAUGGUUCGCGCCACCCUUUUCUCGACAUUCGCUUCCUCCCAGACCCCUUGCGCACCCUGCUCGAAAAUUUCACCGGGACGAGCUUUAUUCAAGUUCCUCUCAGAAAAGGUGGCAAUUUUCCUCAUUGGGUCGUUUCUGGUGUCGGGUGCCUUCAGUAAGAGAGCUGCUUUCGCAGAAGCAUCGCCUUCUGUGAGUUCUGGUGUUGUGUUGGAGGAGAAGAUGAAGCCUGCAGAAGAGAAAAAUGAGGAAAAGGAAAAGGAUCAAGAGGAAGAAAUGUGGGAGAAGGUUUUGGAGAAGGAUCCAAAAAAUGUCGAGGCUCUCAAGGUGGUUUUGUAUGGGAAAAUUAAGAGAGGGAAGUCAAAGGAGGCUGUGAAGUUUGUGGAGGAUUUAAUUGCUGCGGAGCCGAAAGAGGUUGAGUGGAGGCUUUUGCUUGCACUUUGUUAUGAGACAAUGGGGCAAUUGAGUAAAGCUAAAAGAUUGUUCAGGGAAAUCUUGAAGAGAAGGCCUCUUCUACUCAGAGCUUUGCAUGGUUUGGCUAUGGCAAUGCAUAAAAACCAUGAAGGUCCUGCUAUAUUUGAAAUGCUAAAUAAGGCUCAAGAGUUAGCUUCUCGUGAAAACAGAGUUACUGAGGAGAGAAACAUAAGAAUCUUAAUUGCGCAAAUGCAUGCUGUACAGGGUAAUCUGGAGGAGGGCAUAAAGAAAUUGCAAGAAUUGAUUGACCAAAAUCCUCGAGAUUUUAGGCCUUAUAUUUGUCAGGGAAUAAUAUACAGUCUCUUGGGUAAAACUGAAGAAGCUGCACAGCAGUUUGAAACAUAUCAAAGUCUUGUGCCUGAAGAAUUUCCUCAGAGGGGAUUUCUGGAUGAUGUUGCCAUAGCAGCAAAAAAAACAUCCUUUGAAAAGUUUAAUAGAGAAUUUAGAAAUCAAUUUUCUUAUCGGAAAUAGACUUGCUGUCUUGGCAACUACCAGUAGCAGGCCCUUCAGAAAGCUAAAAGUUAGACUAACUUCAUGAUGUAUAGCACAGUUUUGUUUUUGUUUUUUGUUUUUGGUUUUUUGUUUUUUAACCAAGAUGGUUUAAUCAUUCGUAAUUUUUAUUUA
Molecule: messenger RNA, 1347 nt
Organism: Vigna radiata var. radiata (mung bean)
Lineage: Eukaryota; Viridiplantae; Streptophyta; Magnoliopsida; Fabales; Fabaceae
Product: protein SLOW GREEN 1, chloroplastic
Exons: 4
Coding region: 127-1194 (355 amino acids)
Molecular function (GO): protein binding
Source: RefSeq, a predicted model, not a curated record